This is a messenger RNA of Periophthalmus magnuspinnatus, 931 nucleotides long. It is a transcript of the gene rab30, whose product is annotated as RAB30, member RAS oncogene family. The transcript is spliced from 5 exons. Gene Ontology annotation, cellular component: trans-Golgi network. Gene Ontology annotation, molecular function: GTPase activity; GTP binding. Lineage: Eukaryota; Metazoa; Chordata; Actinopteri; Gobiiformes; Gobiidae. The coding region runs from base 175 to 786 and encodes 203 amino acids. Gene Ontology annotation, biological process: Rab protein signal transduction. The record is from RefSeq and is a predicted model, not a curated record.
AUGACGGUGACAUCAUAGAAAAGCAGUCCCCCUUUUCCUUUGGUCCAGAGCUGAUCUGCGGAGGAAACAGAGGGAUAUGCCCUGCCCAGGAGCAGCUCAUCUGAUCAUCUGAUCAUCUGACCUAUGCAUACCGAGAGGCUGUAAAUCGGGGACUUCCCCGUGUAUUUGGUGAGGAUGAGUAUGGAAGACUAUGACUACCUGUUCAAAAUAGUUCUCAUUGGAAAUGCAGGAGUGGGGAAAACCUGCCUUGUCCGGCGCUUCACUCAGGGCCUUUUUCCACCUGGACAGGGUGCUACAAUUGGAGUAGAUUUCAUGAUUAAAACCGUUGAAAUCAAAGGGGAGAAGGUCAAGCUACAAAUAUGGGACACAGCCGGGCAAGAGAGAUUUCGUUCUAUUACUCAGAGUUAUUACCGCAGUGCCAAUGCUCUCAUUCUUACAUAUGACAUUACCUGUGAGGACUCAUUCAGGUGCCUUCCUGAGUGGCUGAGGGAGAUUGAACAGUAUGCCAACAACCAAGUUGUGACUAUAUUAGUCGGUAAUAAAAUAGACCUGGCGGAUAAGAGAGAGGUGCAUCGACAGAGAGCUGAAGACUUUGCAGAGGCUCAGAGCAUGCUCUAUCUGGAGACCUCUGCUAAAGAGUCUGACAAUGUUGAGAAACUUUUCCUCGACUUGGCCUGUGAGCUUAUUCGAGAGGCCAAACAAAACAAGCUGGACAACAAUGAUACUGCCCCGAUGCCUGGUGAGGGUAAAACCAUCAGUUACUUGAGCUGCUGCAACGUCAAUUAGAGCCUUCUGGCUGUUGUAACUCAGUAUAAAUUGACAGCAGACAGCAGAUGGCUGAGCCUCUAUGCCUCUGUCCAUCUCUGGUGACAUCAAACCACCACUUAAGUCCUCUCAUUUAUAUCCAAUACCCAUGCCUUUUAAAAAACAA